Messenger RNA from Hirsutella rhossiliensis, 2172 nucleotides. Its product is annotated as ATP-dependent DNA helicase PIF1. Lineage: Eukaryota; Fungi; Ascomycota; Sordariomycetes; Hypocreales; Ophiocordycipitaceae. The coding region runs from base 1 to 2172 and encodes 723 amino acids. The record is from RefSeq and is a predicted model, not a curated record. The transcript has 4 exons.
AUGGACCGCAUGCGAAGAGAGGAACCGUCGACCGUUGAGAAGACACAAACGGACCACAUAGUCCCGGAUACUGAUCGAGGCUUGGAGGAAAGUAGCUUCAGAAGUAUCGAUGAUCUCGUGAACUCGAUCGAUCCUCCUUUCGACGCUGAAUCUUGCGAUUUCGACCGUACUCUGUCGACUGACCAGACUCAACCCUUCCCUGGUGACCCGGCGACUCCUGUCCCCGACUCGGCUGCCGUCGGCCUGGAAGUUGACACCGUCUGUGAGACGUCGACGUCCGGCAUGUUUCCUCUCGAUGGACCGGCUGCCUUCGCGGAGACCGAUAAACUGUCGUUUCUGGCCGACAUCGUCAACACCAAUCCGGACCGACAUGGCAUCUCUGUGCCACUUGAGCAAGCCUAUGCGAACUUGACCGAGGACCGGCUGAAGAGGGCCGAGGCGGAGAUGCGGGAGACAAGGACAACGUCGGACCCCGACAUAUCGGUCUUGCUUCGCGAGCUGUCGAUCUUUGGCUAUGCACAGCCGCUCUCGAACGAAUCCCGUUUACUUAUGCGGAGGAAGAUACAAGCUCUAGACAUCCGCGCCGGUAUGCCUGCAAUCUGGAUUACUAUCAGUCCUAACGACAUUAAUAAUCCGGUAAAGAUGAAGCUUGCCAUUCAUAGGCUCCACGAUUAUGAGUCUGCAAAGGAACUUUUGGCCGAUCUCCAUGAAAAGUACGACAGAAUCGCCCUCAGCACCAUGGAUCCAGUUAGCUCGGCCAUCUUCUUCCAUCGGGAAGUAUCCUUAUUCUUUGAAAAGUACGUCAAUGCGGGCCAGGAGUCGGUAUUCGGGAAGAUUAGCCACUACUACGCCACGGUGGAAACGAACGAGCGAGGCAGCCUCCACUUGCAUGGACUUCUCUGGCUGGACGGCAACAUGCGGUUACCGAACCUGAUAGGCGACAUGGCCAAUCCCGCGGAAGAAGCAUAUCGUGCCCAGGUGAUCCGAUACGUAGACUCCGUCUUUCAUGAGUGUCUAGAUGAAGAUGCCGGGAAAGCCGUGCGACAGGAGAGGAAGCCCAUCCACCCCGUGGAGGAGGUCAUGGCUAGCACCUCGGCUCUCACUGCGGCCUUCGACGACGAAUCCAACUUCAUCGCGUACUGUUGCCAAGUGCACUCCCACACGUACACCUGCCUCAAGUAUUCUCUCAAGGGGAUCGUCGAACAGGGUACAGAUCCACAGAGACGGACAGCCUGCCGCUUCAAAGCACCUUGGAAAAUCGUCGACGAGACGGGGUUCACAGAGGACGGCCUGCUUCAGAUCCGGCGCAACCACCCACUCGUCAAUCGGUAUAACAAGUCAUUGGCGGUCGGCCUUCGCCAUAAUCACGACGUCUCGAUGAUCUUGACCAAAACCAAGGGCCUGGCCAUGGUGUACUACAUCACGAACUACGCCACCAAACUGGAAACGCCGAUGUGGAAACGCAUUGCUCUUGCCGCCGAGGUUGCCCGCCAACUUCGCGAAGCCGGUGGUACGAGGCUUCGCACGCCAGGUCCCACCCUGCCCGACGACAGGCAGCAGGUAGUUUUGAAUGAAAGCCGUCAGUUCCUGAUGAGAACGGCAAAUCGGAUCUUCUCCGAGCGACAACUCUCGGCUGUGGAGGUCUGUUACCAUCUACUUGGAUAUGACACCGACUUUACCAACGUGCCGCAUUGGUCUUUCCUGAACCUGACGGCGCUCUACUGGACAAUCUUUCGGCUAUGGGCGCAUCUCCGCCAUCAGGCCGGCGAGCUCACGGACGCCGAACAGCCCCGGAGACCAUCCUCUGAGGCAAGGAGGGCGAACCUUCUAUGCCUAGAUGUGUACGCCUACCGCGGUCAUGUUCUACAAGACUUAUGCCUGUAUGACUACAUGUCAAUGGUUCACUUGGGCUCCGACCGUGACGGCUGGAUGCAAAAGCUUCGACGGCCCGACCAGUACGCCGUCCCGAUCUUCCAAGGAUACAUCAGCGACGACCAUGAGGACGAUCACCCAGUGUAUGUUAAGCGAAAUUCUGUCCUACAUUUGGCGUUAUUCGUCCCUUGGGAAAACUUCAUUUCUGAGAGCCAAGGCGAUAUAACCAGCAUAUGGACGAGGCAUCGAGCGGGGCUUUGUCCUCGCCUCCGUUUCCAUGUUCCAAUAUUUGUCUUUUGA